Molecule: messenger RNA, 9206 nt
Organism: Oryzias latipes (Japanese medaka)
Lineage: Eukaryota; Metazoa; Chordata; Actinopteri; Beloniformes; Adrianichthyidae
Gene: kcnj19b
Product: potassium inwardly rectifying channel subfamily J member 19b
Biological process (GO): regulation of monoatomic ion transmembrane transport; potassium ion import across plasma membrane
Cellular component (GO): plasma membrane
Molecular function (GO): G-protein activated inward rectifier potassium channel activity
Source: RefSeq, a predicted model, not a curated record
AAAAGUAAGUGCACUGUGCGUUUGGAAAAAUCCACACAUCCACGCAGCGGAGCUGGAGUUGCCUCCCAACUCAACGUGAUACCCGUGGGAGGGAGCGCGCACUGCUGUGCACGUGAACGCACCUUAGGAUCCACUGUACACAAUCUUUGGAUGAGAUCUCCAAGAAAAGUUUGCGCGCGGCGGAGAGCACUCUGCGUAAAAAGGAUCUUGCAUUGCGCAGAAUCUCCCUUUACAGGAGAGGGGCGCGCGUCCAGCUCACAGGAUGCGAGUACAGUGCGCUGAAUGUUGUUGCGAGCUUUAGGGCAGGAGGGGGAGAAUUAACUAAAAAAAAACUGAUUGUGGAUAAGUACAGAGCGCUCAGACGCAAUGUCCGCUAUACGAAGGAAAUUUGGGGAGGAUUAUCAGAUGGUGAACACCAACCGCACUGUGACUUUUUCUGCACCGGUGAAGAAAAAGAGGCAGCGAUUUGUGGAGAAGAACGGCCGCUGCAAUGUUCAGCACGGUAACCUUGGAGGAGAGACCAGCAGGUACAUCUCAGAUCUCUUCACAACGCUGGUGGAUCUGAAGUGGCGAUGGAACCUGCUCAUCUUCAUCCUCACUUACACAGUUGCGUGGCUGGUUAUGGCUUUCAUGUGGUGGGUGAUCGCUUACAUCCGAGGUGAUCUGAGCCACGCCGGCCACGACUCGUCCUACACCCCGUGCGUCGCCAACGUGUACAACUUUCCCUCGGCUUUCCUGUUUUUCAUCGAGACCGAGGCGACCAUCGGCUACGGCUAUCGCUACAUAACGGAGAAGUGCCCCGAGGGGAUCAUCCUCUUCCUCUUUCAGUCUUUGCUGGGCUCCAUCGUGGACGCCUUCCUCAUCGGCUGCAUGUUCAUCAAGAUGUCGCAGCCGAAGAAGCGCGCAGAGACGCUUAUGUUCAGCCAGGACGCAGUCAUCUCGCAGCGGGACGGGAAGUUGUGCCUCAUGUUCCGAGUUGGGAACCUGCGGAACAGCCACAUGGUCUCCGCACAGAUCAGGUGCAAACUUAUCAAGUCUCGUCAGACUCCUGAAGGAGAGUUUCUACCGUUGGAUCAGUGUGAGCUGGAUGUUGGAUUCGGCACUGGAGCAGACCAGCUUUUCCUCGUUUCUCCUCUAACCAUCUGUCACGAGAUCAACAACAACAGCCCCUUCUUUGAUCUCUCACAGCGAUCCCUCACCAGCGAGCAGUUUGAGAUUGUUGUGAUACUGGAGGGCAUCGUGGAGACCACUGGUAUGACGUGCCAAGCAAGGACUUCUUACACUGAGGAUGAAGUGUUGUGGGGCCAUCGGUUCCUCCCUGUCAUGUCGCUGGAAGAGGGCUUCUUCAGAGUCGACUACUCCCAAUUCCACAACACCUUUGAGGUCCCAACGCCUCCCUACAGCGUCAAAGAGCAAGAGGAGAGGUUAUCGUUAUCGUCGCCCAACCCGCUACCAGUUGCACCAACUCCCCCUUCACCUCUAUUAGGUAAUGGAGGGCGUUCGAGCCGGCGGGAAAGGCUCCUGUCAGCCGACAAUGCGGAGCACACGGAAGAGAAAGCCUACAGGCUGCCUAUGAAACUCCAGCGCAUGAGCUCUGCCAGAGAGGACAAGUUAUGGAAAGGGCUGAAGAUGGGGCCUGCUUUGCCUGGAGGUAAAGCCUCCAGCACGGGAGAUCUACCACUUAGCAUUCAAAGGGUGGGCUCCAGCUCCAUUCCAGGCGUUGGUCAGGUGCAUCCAGAGGAGCUGGUGCAGCUGUUGUUCACAGAUGACGUGGAAGAGGGAGAUCUGGAGAAACACAGACAGGCAGGAGGCAGUAACACCUGUGCUGCUCCAGCCCAAGCAUCAGUCCAGAUCUCACUGGCGGGGACUUGGGCGGAGGACAACCUGCCCGCUAAACUUCGCAAAAUGAAUCGCUGACCCCCACCCUUCAGGAAAAAAAGCUAAAUCAAGCUUGACGGGCAUUGCUCACCACUAAAGACUACUGUGAUUUCCUGUUUUAUCCUUUCCUUAUUUUGUAUUUUACAUUACUUUCAAGCUCAAAGCUAUCUCUUGCCACAGAUUAAACAUAAGCCAUGCAUCUGCUCAUGCUGAGUCACUUUUGAUAGAUCACCAUCUGUGUCCCCCACUGAAUCCAAACACAUCUAUUCCUGAACUUUUUCUUUUUAUUUCAGGUCAGAACCACAUGAAAGGCUUUGUUGUUGCUAGAAACUGCUGUACCUUAUUUUUGAUUUGAACAACCAUCGGCGUGGGAGUUAUAAAUGAAGCUCUAUUGACCAUUUGCUAAACCCUCAACUGUAAUUGUCUGUCUGUUGGUAAGGAAACAAUCAGGAUCAGAUGGUCAGAUCAGUUCUAGACUAGUGCAAACACCAAACUAGUUUGCAAGCUUUUUUCAUAUAUAUACAUAUAAAUACAUUUCAUACAUAUUUUUUGACUUUCAGGUCUUUAACCCUUUGACACAGGUGCUAUAGCGCCAGUGUUGACAUUCUUUUGACUAGCGUAACUCUUCAACCGGGUACGCAAAUGAGGUUAUUGCAGCAAUUUCUGUUGUGGAGAAAAGGGGCUUUAUGAACAUUUUAUGUUUGUAACAUGUUAAGUAAUGGCGCAAAGUCGCUUUGCUCCAAGCCAGAAUCAGCUGAUUAACAUUGAUUACGUAAAAGGUCUGUACAUGCGGGUAUAUGUUUGUUUGCUCCGCAGCGAGCAAAUGGGAGAAUAAUUGCAAUUGAUAACACGCGAAAUAUCUGCAUGUUUCAAGAUGAUUUUUGCUCAUUCAUUAUUUACAUUUGUGGUGAUAGCGUUAAGAUGAAAGGUUACGAUAAAGCACUGUUUAAAGCGACCCUAAAGCAUCGUCAUAGCUGUAUCAAAGCAGUCUACUAACAACAGAUGCAAUUCCACAAAAUCGUCACUAUGACAAAGCAUCAAAGUGACGUGGUGUUGUCACGUUAUAGCAUUAUCAAAGUGUUAGCAGUCAACAGAAGGUGUACAUUCUCACCUGCUCCAACUGCCAGAUGACCUUGAUUUAUAAAAUCACUGCUGUCCAGCAGUGACACGCCCACCACACCAGUGUAAACAAAAAUCACUAGUUGUCAAGUAAACAGACAGUUUUGGCAUCUAAAAGGUUUGCUAGGUAUCACCUUUUUGGCAAUGGUAGAACAAAUACAACAUCAGUUUUAGAAAAAGAUUUUACUUAAAAUGAUGGGUUUGCAGGAAUACUGACAUAAGGAGAUAUGUUUAGCUGUUUAUUUAAAGACCCACUCCAAUCAUCUUUUGAUCUAUUGUGAAAGAGCUCCCAGUGGUUUUGUAAUCCAAAAAUCGUUCACCUCUGAGUUGUGGGCUGGUCCAUUAGUGAGGAGAAAUCCCACCCCCAUUUAUCUUCCCAUUGCUGAGCUUGUGGCCCACCAAGCAUAUUUUUUACAUCACAAAACAAGCUUUUUUGAAUAAAGAAAUACUCCGAAGUGGAAUUUUAGGCUUCAUUUUCUUAGAAUAUGUUCUCCGUCAUGAGAAAAAUACUACAAGAUCUUAAAAACACCGAAAAACAUGAUUUUGAUUGGAGUGGGUCUUUAAAUCAAAAGUAAUGUUACUACUUCUAAUUAACAAAAAAAAUCUUUUGUUGACCAUAAAGUAAAGAGAGUACCAUGCUGUUGGGGAGAUUGAAACUUGUGUAUGCCAACUGUGUUCAAAAUUUCAACUAGUCUGCUACAGCACCCCAUGCAUCACCUGCUGGAAUGACAAAACCAAUCCCUUAUUAAAUUUUCAAAGUUAUGUCUUCACGUUGGAAUUUUCCAGGCUAUGGAGGAAUUUUUUAGAGGAUAAGAGUAAAACAAACUCCAAUCCUCCGGCUGCAAGGUUAACCGGUUUCACUCAACCUUCUUUUUACUUGAAAUGAAAGCCCCUGACCUUCAUCUGUAGCUGCGGAUUCAGCUAAUCAUGUUGUCUUCAAGCCGACAUAAGUCACAGUGUUUACCAACGUGCUCCUCCCAACUGAGAUGUGGCCGUCAAGAUGAAAAGGAUUUCCUGCCAUAUUACAUCUGAGGACGUCCAGGACUUAUUAAUCGCACUGCAGAGGAAAGCAGAAACAUUUGCGUUCUUAAUUUAUCGACAGAAAAAAAUGACCUCCGUUCAGUUAAAGAUAAGGGUCGACCCCGGUAAACGAUGAGGGAAGGAACCCUGGAGAACAUUUAUCACACAGUAAUUACGGAGAAUAUUCAUUGAUUAUUCUUUUUAUCGCACUUCCCCUGCAGGAAAUGUGUGCAAAUUUACAUCAUUUUUUGUAACUUUUUUUAAUGGUAAAGUUAAAAGCUUUUUUGUCACACAGGCACUAUGUACUGUGCAUUUUACGCAUAUUGCACGAAUGAAAAUUGGUCAUACGUGAAUAUACAUGAAAAAAAGUGAGAAAAAUUGAGGUCUUUAUGUGAAAUUGUCAAAGAUGUAUCAUGAAUGAACUGUGUUAAAACCACAGAAGUACAAAUAAACCACGCAAACAGCACAGCAAUCAACGUAGAACAUGAACCGUGCGUGAUAAUUGAGCUGUUUAUAUGCAAUUCUUUAGUGAUUCAUGCGUCAAUUACGUAAUUUAAACGUGAUACAUGCGCCGAAUACGCGAUAAAAAUCAGUGGUAAAUGUGUGAAAAGUCCAGUAGACAUACGUUCGUGUUGCAAAAAUCUAACAAUUGCUUAGAAUUUACGUAAUAAUUGCGUAUAAAAGCAAAAUACUGCGUAAUUCUCAAACGACCAAUGAUUUUGAACAUCGAUGGAUGACGAACGCAAGAAACUCUUAUGAAUUACAUAUAUCACGCACGUAUCACGAAAUACCAAAAUUUCAUACGUAAAUGCGUAAAAUGUGGCUCUGUGGCAUGGCUUUUUAUAAAUCCAUCUUAACAGACAUAAGUGACCGAUAUCUUUAAUCAAAUUUACUGCAAAUCAACACCAGCAAUGCUAAAAAAAGUGUUUUUUAUUUAAGUACAGUGAAGAAGUUUUGCUUCCAGGGAAGCCCAUCAGGAGAUUUUUCACAGAACAGCAUACUUUUUCUCUGCUACAUUAACUUCACUGCUACACUAAUAGAAUAUCAUUUUACAAAUGAAUAUUUCAUCUAAAGGAGAUGUAAAUCGAUUGUUUGUUGAAGACAAACUGUGAGAACAGCCCCUGGCGGAGGAUGACAGUGGAGUAGAGUAAUGGCGUGAGGAAGUUCUUCAAAACACAAGUGGAUGGAAGAAGUGUCACUUUUAAAGCCAUAAAAGGAGCAUUUUCAAUUUAAAUUUUUUUCUUUUUUAUUUGUUUUUGUAUCUGCUGAGAUUUAACAUACUUCAUGUCAGUUAUUUGCUCUGUUACUCUUGAAACUCUUCAAUGUAAUCUGUUGGUCUCUCAUUAAAAUACAGUUGAGACAAAUUGGCCGUUUUGGAAUUAUCUUGACUGAGUUGGGUUAUAGCAAGCUUCAAAUAUUAGACCUUGAUUUAUCAUGGCAAUUAGAAUUUAAUGAGAUCAGUUGAUUGUUUUUUGUGUGUGUGUUGCAAAGGGAUGGGCUAACUAUGGCCAAAUGCGGCCUGUUACACUAUUUAAUCUGGCCCGCCAAACUGGAAUAAAUUGCAUUAUUAAUACUUACAAUUUUUUAUUUUCCCUUUAAUUCUGGUGUCUCCCCAUAGAUCCUUUGUUUAGGUGCAGGAAGUUGUUCUGCCGUCAUGUGGCGUUGGAAGAUUUGUUGUUUUUCUGACAUUCACGUGAAUUUUCAGGCAUUUUUCUGAUCAUUCCAACACCACAUGAACGCAAUUCAAUUGGAUUUUAUUCAUAUAGCCCAUAUCACAACACAGUUGUCUGAACGGACUUGAUAAUUGUAAAAAAAUUUGAAUCAGUCAUAAAAUAUGAACAAUAUCAGCGUUUCUCUGAGUUUGUGUUUUUACCUGAGGGACAUCAACCUAUUGGUUCAAUGGGCACUAACAUUAGAAUAAAAGCCACAGAUUUGAAAUAAUUCCAAAAUGUUCUGUUUUAAAAUCAAUUUUCAAAUCAAAAUUAAAGCAUGCUUUUGUUCAGAUUCUAUCAUUUCUCUCAUGAUGUAGAUUACAAAACAUUGCUGGUCCGGCCCUUCUGUCAGUUUUUAGAACCCUUUGUUGCCCACAUGUCAGGAGCUGGUAGUGAAGGACCCAAAAUGCAGGAGACUGGACUCUGUGACGGAAAAAAACAUUUAAUAAAUAAAGUGAAACAUGACAACACCCAGGGUGCAACAAACAAGUCCCAAAACAGAACAGAGUAGACGACCUGAAAAGGAUGAAGAGAAAACCAAACACUUAAAUAGGCUGAGGGUAAUUACUGUAACUGAACUGAAGACAGCUGUGGAUCAUGAACCUGAAACUGGAGUAACUGAGAAAAAGGAAACCAAAAACAUGACCAACAUCAACAAAACCUCACUAAACCACAGAAUCUUUUCACCACAACUCAAAAGGUUUGCCCACCCUUGGUAUAGCACCUUGAGACAACUUCAGUAUGGAAUUGGUUCUUUGUGCUGAACAAUUGGGGAUUUUUUUCCACAAAGUUUAAAAUGUAAUGCUAUUUUCCAAGUUACUGUUGAUUUCACUACUUUAAUGGGGCCUUUGAGUGAAAUCUGAUCAUAUCAGCAAACCACACAAUAUAUAAAACAAAACAGCCUUUAAUGAAGAAAUUACUUUAGUUGGGACUUCAAAGAUUCAAUUUGCAAAAAAAAAUCAAAAAAAGUCGACUCCAUUGUUGAGUUUACUUUUUUUAAAGUCAAAUCAAAAUGUCUCGGAGUAAAUUGGCGAAAACAAAAGAAAAGAAGAAAAACGUUAAUGAGUAAAUUUAGUCUUAAAAACAUUAGCUUGCAUGUUUUAUGCUUGUAGCCCUUUGUGCUUAAAAAAAAAGUUAAGUUAAACAAAAGUUAACGUUUAAACUUUACACAAGUUGUAUACACAGAAAUAACAAUAAUGCAUUUUUGUUAUCAUAUUCUAAAUAAUAAAAAAAAUGAUGAAAUAAAAGCUAGUGUUGUUAACUGGAGAAAAAGACAAGUUGGAGAAGUGCAAAGGUGUUAAUAUCUUUCUGUUUGGCCUGUGGUAGACUUUUUUUGGUUGAGUUUUCGCACCUUCCAAGCUAAGUAGGCCACCUAAGGAUGACCGGUGUGAACCAGGCACCUCAGUGUGAAAGCGCCCCAAGUUAGAGGCUACAACUGUUGAGGGCACUUAAAGAGCAACAAGAGGUGUUAGAAACAACCGUCAUUUACAAAAGAUCUUAUGUUGGGCAACUUAAAUUUCCACUCUUGUCAUCUUUCGCUCUAUUUUAAAAGCGUUCCCAGUGGUCUAUAAUCAUAGUUAUGCAGUUUGUAGGCUAAAUAAAAGAAAAAAAAGUCAUUUUCUAGGACAUAGUUUCUACAGAGCGACAGUAGUUCAUUAGAAAUUCACCUCGAAAUUGUGGGCGGGACUGUUGGCAUGGUGUAAGCACGCCCCCUUCCCAUCAUUUCUCUGCUUACAUGUUCUCCCGCUACUUUAGAGCCUCUCACAAUCCCAAACUAACAUUAGCGGUGCAGCAAAAAUAGCGAGCGAUAUUGGAGCUAACUUCUACAUCACAGUUUCAAGCUUUUUCCACUGCAUUUUUUUGUCUGUUCCUGAUUCACAACGAUUUGAAUAAAAAAAUACUUAGACAUGCAAUUUUGAGAUCAAUGUCCUAUAUCAACAGAAAAUACCACAAGAACAUGUUAAAAACACCAAAACACAGUUUUCCUUGGGGUAGGUCUUUAAACUGCUGUUUUUUUUGUAUAUUUAUCACAAGAGUUCAACAUAAAGCUUAUAAAUCCCUUACUUUGUUUAAUUUAUGUUAUGAACCAACUUGGUUCUGUCUACCCUGCUGAUUUCCUUAAGUUCAUAUGACUUGAAAUGUAAAUGUAAAAGCUUUUUAUCAAUAAACAAGUAGGACCGAGAUAAAAACAAGGUCGUCACAUCUCUCAGCAAUAUUCUUUUAUCUAAUGCUUAUCAUUCCUACAAUUAUGUGAUCUCCAUUACCACCUGGAGUUUGUGUCAUUUCAGGCUGAACUUGCCGCCACGCGGGCAAAGCAUGGCCGUGCACGUCACAUGUCUGAGUUUUUGUUUUGUGCUCAGGGGAACACAUCAGGAGUCUCUCAAGGGGUGCAGAGUGAACAGAUAACACAUCCACAUUGACCAGAUGCUCAUGCAUAGUCAAUGAGAAUCAAAAAAACUUGUCACUUCCAUGCAAUGCCAUUAGCGUUGCCAAGAAUUGUAUGCUCAUCUCAGAUCUAAGGAUUAAGCCAAGCUACGUUUUAACCUCUUGACAUGUGCAGACAUUAACCAGGAUGGAGCAGCCAUUAAUUAAUAUAUCUGGAUACUUCUAGCAUUAAAGAUGUGUGAAGCAUUUUCUCUCCAGGAUGAAGAGCCCAUUAAACCACUGAACAGUUGCAGUGGGAGCUUUCCACCUUUAUUAGACUGUGGCCAGACAACAUGAAAAAAAAAAAAAAGGAAGAAAAGAAAACCCAUUGUAUGUGAGCAAUAAAAACUGCCUCAGAAGCAGACACUUGCCAGCACUUUCUACUGAUCCAGAUAAUGUUUUAUUCAAAAGCACAAAAAAAUCCAAAAACAUCCAAAUGAUGACAGGAGAAUCAAAUAGAUUUUCUGAUCGCUCCUUUGGAUCAUCCAGCAUCAUUUAUUCCAGGCGUCAUCUGGUUUUCGUGCCCACAGGCUCGCUUGUAGCAACACAGUAAAUUUUGCUGGGCUUUUCUCUGCUGAAUCUCAAUUGCCUCGCCUUUUCCAGGAGCCGCUGGACAAAAAGCUAUUUGAUGUUGAGUCUUAUUUUUACAUAAAAAGCUAGACUGUGCUCCUGUCUUUUGCCGUGGACCUCGCCUCUGGCUCGUCUCACGCCCCCAGCUGUCCCCCAGUUCCAUGUGGAUGAAGCCCAUCUGCUGGACUAUUUAAACAUGUAGUUGUAGAGUUUGAUAAGCUAAUUCUUCUUUAACAGCCCUGUUACAUCGCCUGUCCGUCCUGGAAGAAGAUCCCUCCUUUAUGGGGACAUCCCUGAGGUUUUUCUUUUAUUUCCCCUGGAAUCGGGCUUUGGGAGCUUUUCCUUACCGAGAUUUAGAGUUAAAGGAAAAGACGAAAGAGGGAAAGGUUUCAACUUUUUUAACCCAUUGAGCUUUGUAAUGUCUAAAAGAAAAUGAAUAAUUUUAUUUUGUAGCAAAUAAACUGUAAUGUAUUAUGCCUAUGA